Molecule: messenger RNA, 555 nt
Organism: Adineta steineri
Lineage: Eukaryota; Metazoa; Rotifera; Eurotatoria; Adinetida; Adinetidae
Source: the annotation of a GenBank genome assembly
AUGUCUCUAUCAUUUUUUCGAAUCGGUUCACGCCGAUGUAUGUCUGUGUUUAAGACACAAGUGCCACCUUCUCCUGCUCCACCGGCAACAUCAUCUACCGAAAAAUAUGUUAAAGUUUAUGAUCGAGAAGAAGAUGUUAAUCAGAAACGUGUUACACUUCCUAUAAAUCGAGAUCUAUUUCCACCAGAUACUCCAACACAUACUGGUCAAGUAUAUGAUCGUGAUGAUUAUCGAAAUGUUCGAUUUAUGAAUAAAGGAAAAUUGGUAAAUCCUCGAUUUGCCAUUGAUUAUAUUCGUAAUGAUCCUGUUGUUGUAUGUAGAACUCGUGGUGUCUGGUCUGAUAGUGGCGGUCCAUUAGGUCAUCCUAAAGUGUACAUUAAUUUAGACAAACCUAUUGUACACAGUUGUGGAUAUAGUGGUAGAAAAUUUAUACAGAAAAAAUAUUAUGAUGAAAGUAAACAUGGACCAUCGAUUACCUAUGAAGAAUAUACAGCACAAGUUCGAAAUGAAGAAGAUUGUGCUUAUGAUGCAUCGCAUGCAACACCUUAUCAAUAA